AUGAUGUUGCGGCACCUUUUCUGCUCGGCAGCGAGUCUGCUUCUCGUCCUUUUCCUCUCCACAACCCUUGUCUCAGCAAUCAAGUUCGACCUCCCCGCAGCAACACACCCACACACAAAAUGCAUCUGGAACUACGCGCUUUCCGAUUCGCUCGUGAUCAUCACAGCCUCUACCAUUGCUAAGGAGCCCUUUGACUUCUCCUCCCAACGAGUCGAUGUGGAAGUCGUCGACGGAAGCAAACACAACAACGUCUACCUCUCCAAGAAGAACAUCAAAGGUGAAACCCGGUUGGCGAUCAACACUCACUCUCACGCCGACCUUGGCGUCUGCUUCAAGAACACGCAAACAUCAAAGACCGGGUCGGAUGUGCCAGUGAUGACGAUCGAUUUGGAUGUGGACAUUGGAGCAGAUGCAGUGGACUACAAUGCCAUUGCCAAUCAGGAGAGUUUGAGUGGGUUGGAAACAGAGGUGAGGAAGUUGGAAGCUGUAGCAAAUGAGAUUGUGAACGAGAUGGAGUACUUGAAGAAGCGAGAGUUGAGGAUGGCAGACACAAAUCUGUCGACCAACAUGCGAGUAACCAACUUUGCCAUUCUCACAUUGGUGGCAUUGGUAGCAUUGGGAGUAUGGCAGGUCUUCCACUUGCGCAACUUUUUCAAGCGCAAAUACCUCAUCGACUAG
Molecule: messenger RNA, 678 nt
Organism: Ustilago hordei
Lineage: Eukaryota; Fungi; Basidiomycota; Ustilaginomycetes; Ustilaginales; Ustilaginaceae
Product: related to ERV25 - component of the COPII-coated vesicles
Exons: 2
Coding region: 1-678 (225 amino acids)
Biological process (GO): Golgi organization; endoplasmic reticulum to Golgi vesicle-mediated transport; intracellular protein transport
Cellular component (GO): COPII-coated ER to Golgi transport vesicle; endoplasmic reticulum; endoplasmic reticulum-Golgi intermediate compartment
Source: RefSeq, a predicted model, not a curated record